AUGAAAAAUGAAUGGAUCUAUUCAACAACACCAACAACUGGUGAUUAUGGAGGUACUUACCUAGUUCGUCAUAAAAAUUUUAAGAUAUCAUGGCUUGAUCGUGGAAUUCAAUUAUAUCUGCGAGUUGAUAAUAAUAGUGAAAUUAUUGGCGAGUCAGGAACAGUCACAAAUGGUGAUGUUUCCAUUUCGGUAUCCUACAAGUUGUUUCCAGAUGUUAAUUACAUUAACAUCAUCCAUACAGUUACAAACAAAGGGAAAAUAUCUCAUGUUGUAGAUCAUCGGUGCUUUUCAGAUAUCGCCAUCGAAGGAAGCAAAAACGAUGGUGACAUGUGCCCUCAACGAAAUAUUGAAAGAAAUUGUGGUGCUGAAUUCAUAAAUGAUAGAACCGUUCGAUUUCUUCUUCGAGAUUUCCCUUUUGUCACGAAUGUUGAUACAUAUUCAUAUUAUAAUUGUCCUGGAUAUGGGGAUUGGAAUAAUUGCACUGAAUAUCCAUAUGUUAAAGUUGGUGCUUGGAUUUUCUUUUCAUGGCAAAAUCGAUUAAUUGCACCUCAUGAAUCGAAAUCAUAUUCGUAUUCUAUCGGUAUAGGUGAAUAUAAUCCAAAGAUAUUACCAGAACGAACAUAUAUCAUCGAUAAUAAUGAAGAUAUUCCAAAGUUUCUUUGUUUUAUUAUAUUACCAUAUAUUUUUGAGUUAUCUUAA
Messenger RNA from Trichomonas vaginalis G3, 699 nucleotides. RefSeq names its product serine-type endopeptidase protein. Bases 1 to 699 code for a protein of 232 amino acids. The transcript has a single exon. The record is from RefSeq and is a predicted model, not a curated record. Lineage: Eukaryota; Parabasalia; Trichomonadida; Trichomonadidae.